This is a messenger RNA of Acinonyx jubatus (cheetah), 1906 nucleotides long. Its product is annotated as putative elongation factor 1-alpha-like 3. Gene Ontology annotation, biological process: translational elongation; translation. Lineage: Eukaryota; Metazoa; Chordata; Mammalia; Carnivora; Felidae. The transcript has a single exon. The coding region runs from base 963 to 1772 and encodes 269 amino acids. The record is from RefSeq and is a predicted model, not a curated record. Gene Ontology annotation, molecular function: GTPase activity; translation elongation factor activity; GTP binding.
UGGGAGCAAACUUCUGGCUCUACCUAUGGUCUUCUCAAACCUCCUCCUCUCAACUUACAACGAGGGCUGGUGGGCGAAAAAAUGACACAGUUCUCUGACUUUCCUUGUUCCAGGCUCUUCAAUUGCCAACUGUUUCUUGCUGUUGGCUGAUUGUAAGCUAAGUCUGCAAAAGAGUUUAUGACCAUCCCUUCUGCAAAUUUUGUACCUUUUAUUUUGUUUCUGGGCCUUUUAUAACCUCAGCAAAAUUUGGGGCCAAAAAAAAUUCCCAUUUUAACAACCCAUCACACAGUUAUUCCUCCAAAGACUAGAUAUUUCCUAAGUAACAGACUUCCACUGUCUCUACCAUGUUCUCAGUCUUCAUGUAUGGGACUUAAAAGGAAUUAGAAAAUAUGUGCUAUUUACAUUUGAAAUGAAAUUAUUUCAUUUUACUUGGCUGUAACAGAAAUCAGUAUAGUGAAGCAGCUAUGAGUUGGGCUUUGGUAUCAGACAGCCAAGGUUCUAGUUCUGGCUCCAUGACUGUGACUCUUAUAAAUUGUGACCCUUGAGCAAGUAGAUUAACCAUCCUAUAAAAUGGUAAUAAUAAUGUCCUACCUCAUGUUGUUUUCAAAGAGGUUAAGAUUUAAAAUGUUAAUGUAUGUUAAUCAUAUUCAAGAAAUAAUAUCCAUUUUAUAAACCUCAUCCAGAAAAUUCUUCCCAAUUUAUCUAAAUAUGAUGCUGAUGCCAAAACUGGACAAAAAUAUUGCAAGGAAACUACGGACCAAUGGCCUUCAUGAAGAUAAACGCAAACAUUUCUCUAAAAUCUUCAGUAACUCAAAUCCAAAAAUAUUUAUAAAUAAUAAUAUGUCAUGAUCAAAUGAUGUUUAUGCAGGAGUCCACGUCGGUUUAACACUUGAAAUUCAGCCUACGAAGGUUUGCCACCGGAACACAGGUGUCGUAGAAAACACUGCUAAACUUAAACCAAAAUGGAAAAGGCAAAGCCUUAUAUCAACAUCGUCGUCAUUGGACACCCAGGUUCGGGCAAGUCUACCACUGCUGGUCAUCUGAUCUACAAAUGUGGUGGAAUCAACAAGAGAACUAUUGAAAAAUUUGGGAAGAAGGCUGCUGAGGUGAGAAAGGGCUCUCUCAAGUAUCCCUGGGUCUUUGAUAAACUGAAAGCUGAACAUAAACAUGGUGUCACCAUUGACAUCUCCCUGUGGAAAUUUGCGACCAGCAAUUAUUAUGUGACCAUCAUCGAUACCCCAGGACACAGAGAUUUUAUCAAAAAUACGAUUAUAGACACAUCUCAGGCUGACUGUGCUGUCCUGAUUGUCGCUGCUGGUGUUGGUGAAUUUGAAGCAAGUCUCUCCAAGAAUGGGCAGACCCCUGAGGCAUGCCUUCUGGCUUACACACUGGGUGUAAGACAACUCAUUGUUAGUGUUAACAAAAUGGAUUCUGCUGAGCCGCCCUACAGCCUGAAGAGAUAUGAGGAAAUCGUUAAGGCAGUCAGCGCCUACAUUAAGAAAAUUGGCUACCACCCCGACACAGUAGCAUUUGUGCCAAUUUCUGGUUGGAAUGGUGACAACAUGCUGGAGCUAAGCGCUAACAUGCCUUCGUUCAAGGGAUGGAAAGUCACCCGUAAAGAUGGCAAUGCCAGUGGAACCACGAUGCUUGAAGCUCUGGAUUGCAUUCUGCCAACAACUCAUCCAACUGACAAGCCUACCCCUCCAGGAUGUCUACAAAAUUGGUGGUAUCGGUACUGUUCCUGUGGGCCGCAUGGAGAUUGGUGUUCUUAAACCAGGCGUGGUAGUCACUUUUGCUCCAGUCAAUGUUAUAACUGAAGUGAAGUCUAUUGAAAUGCACCACGGGGGUGCCUGGGUGGCUCAGUCGGUUAAGCGCUGGACUUCAGCUCAGGUCGUGAUCUUGAGGU